Molecule: messenger RNA, 1845 nt
Organism: Grosmannia clavigera kw1407
Lineage: Eukaryota; Fungi; Ascomycota; Sordariomycetes; Ophiostomatales; Ophiostomataceae
Exons: 3
Coding region: 1-1845 (614 amino acids)
Source: RefSeq, a predicted model, not a curated record
AUGGGUCUCCCACUGUACGUUGCUCCGACCGAGGCCCAGCGGCGCCACAAAGCCAAUUGUCGCCCUGCUUCGCCUCAUGUCAACUCCUCCAUCCUCCGCGCAUACCGGCAAUCCCCAAACACGUUGCGCGAGAGUCGCCGACGUCGCGUCUUGGCUACGGUGGCAGCUCAUAACCUCAGUCAGUUUGAGCGACAACGCGAGCAGGAUGAGGCUCACGAGCAAGAACGACGCCGCGAGCAGGGAAUCAUCGGUCUCCCCAACUGGCCUCCGGCAGACGCUGGGGAGCAGAUCCUCCAGCAGUUCCUAGAACGCGCUCGACAGCCGGAGUUGACGCGAACACCUGGCACGCAUAUUAGUAGCAGCAGUGAAGUCCCUCCCAGAUGGAGGCCUUCUUUUUUGUCAGAAGACGCAUUGGGGGCGGCAGAACCGGAGGGUAACGCCGCUCGAUCGCCUCGAUCGCUUCCUCCCCCUCGUAACCAUAGGCCCGCGAGUGACGAUACUGUCUCGCCCAGCGACCUGUGGGGACCUCAGACCCAGGCAGCCUUUGGACAGGGACCCUCGAGUCCUUCCAACAUACUAUACGAUAUUUAUCACAGUGCUACCGGCGCGAACGACGGCAAUCUUGCCAGCUCUCGCUCGUAUGGUCUUGAUGGACAGGUGGAUCACGCGUUUGACGACUUCCUUGGCGAAAGCAACGGCGACAACGGCGGGAACCUCGAAUCGAUUGGUCGUCGGCAGACGUUUAGCAGCCGCCUUAUACGACACACCUCUUCUCUACGACGCUCACAUGAGUCUGCCCCAACGAGACGCUCUGUAGUGGGCUGGUCCGACCACGAUCCGAUAGGCCGACUACGCAGAUCGUCUCCGGCGCGAAACUCUGCACGUGCCAAUGCAAGCAACGGCAAUGGGGAUGCCGGCAACAUUGAUGGACACCAGGACAACAGCAGCAGCGCUGCCGCCAAUCGCCGACGUGCCUGGGAAAUACGAUACUACGAGCCGCACCCGUUGCCGUCGAUCCGGACGAUUCUGGGCAACCAGGUUGACGGGCUUGGCGACCGCAGCCGGAGCCUUAGCCCUGAAGGCGAUGGUGCUUGGGAUACACUGCUGACGACGCUAACGCCCGACCCCCAACCGCCGAGCUUAGGUUCGUCGUUUGCCUCUACCACUGCGCCGGCACCAGCUGCAAGGACAUCGUCGGCAUCUCCAACAAAUGGAGCGAGAACGGGCCCGCCUGCAAUUUUUCCAAGAGAGCCCGUCCCAGCCGUGGUGUCGCCGCCUGCAGGUAGCUUCACAUCUGGCGAUUUGUCUAGCACGUCGGCCAACACGUCGCAAAGAGUCCGGUCUCCUUUUACCGUCGUGUCGGCAUCGACCGAUACGGCGGACGAAUCUACCAUUUUGCCCGAAACGACCGGACUGGACGGAGACCUGGCUUUCGCGCCAGACGUGGGUCAAGAGCCAGGAUGCGAAGACUCGGAAAUGGAUGGCGAAGACCAGUACUUGGAUAUGACUCGGAAUCAUAGAACUCUCUUUUUCAAUGGAAGGGGCGAAUCGCAGCCUUGGGAGACGCGUGCCUUCGUGUCCUUUGCGGGCGGCCACGAUAUAGGCAACAGCAGUGGAGGCGAUACAGGCAACAUCAGCCGUGACCACAGCCACAGCCGUAGCCGUGGCCGUGGCCUCGCCAACGGCAACAAUAGCAGCAACAAUGGCGAUGAAUUGCUGGAGCGUCUUGGCAUCAGCGGGAUGCUGAACAUUGUACGUAAUCUGGCACGACGGGAAGACAUCCCCGACGAGCUUUGGGCUGAAGCUGGACUCAGCCGGACACUUGGUCGGGGGACAUCCAGCUGA